Molecule: messenger RNA, 984 nt
Organism: Hydatigera taeniaeformis
Lineage: Eukaryota; Metazoa; Platyhelminthes; Cestoda; Cyclophyllidea; Taeniidae
Source: the annotation of a GenBank genome assembly
AUGAGUUUGUUUGAUAAAGUUUUUCGGAGAACAGUUGCAUGUGAUUUCUUUACCAAAGGAUGGGGACGUCCGGAUCUCCUUUUACAACUUAUUGAUAACAUGACUCUUGUGAGAAAAGAUCCUGACUACAUGCGCUAUAACUUGACGUACCGCCCUAUUAUGAUUGAGAAGAGGAUUGAAUACAAGAAGUUAAUAGAACUUGAGGGUUCCUUUGUAUCUCCUAUGGAGGAUCUUAUUCCCGAUGCAAUGUGUACUAGGAACCGCAUUUCACGAUUUCAAAUGAUCAUACCAAAAAAAUGGAAGUCGGAUCACCGUCCUGUGUGCCUUCAUUUUGCUGGUACUGGGGACCACUUCUAUUAUAGGCGUCGUGUCUUUCUGGCAAAUCAGUUAAUUGAUGAUGGUAUUGCUUCAGUCAUAAUUAUGAACCCAUUCUAUGGAACAAGGUUACCGGUGGAUCAAAAGUACAAGGGUCUAUUUUUUACAGGGUCCGGUCUGAACUACUUAUCCGACCUUUUCGUAAUGGGAGGAGCACUAAUCUUGGAAUGUCACACAAUUCUUCGAUGGUGCCAAAACCAGGGCUACGGACCUUUUGCGCUGCACGGUAUUUCGAUGGGUGGCUAUGUGGGUCUAAUUUUGUAUUCUUUUCGACUUUGCUUCAUAUUACACCUUUUACGUCCUUUCCUUUACUGCUGUAGAUGGCAACUAUUUGUGCAACAACGGUUCCCUUUCCUAUCUCCCUCAUUCCAUGCCUUUCUUGGACCUCCGCAUCAGUUGUGUUCGUUGAGGUUGGUCCUUAGUUUGUUUUGCGUAAUUUGGUUUGCUUCAUUUCUAGUUUCUGAAUCAUCCGUAAGUCUAGUUUCUCCCAUGUUUAUUAUGACACGAGUGUGGCAUGUGCUAACUUUUAUGUUGCGACGAGCAAUUGCUUUGCAGCAACAAUGCGUCAAAGCCUCUGUCGACAGAUUUCGGUUCAGCGUGCCCAUCUAG